Etheostoma spectabile (orangethroat darter) is the source of this 1460-nucleotide messenger RNA. RefSeq lists its product as uncharacterized. The record is from RefSeq and is a predicted model, not a curated record. Lineage: Eukaryota; Metazoa; Chordata; Actinopteri; Perciformes; Percidae.
ACCGUAGAUCUCCGACACGCUGCUGCUACGUCAUCAUGAUGAAGCCGGGUGCAUUGCUCCUCCUGCUGGCAGGUGUGGUCCACGCUGUGCCCCCCCCUGUGGGCAUUGUGACCGGCUCCACCAUCAUCGAUAUUUUCAACGUAAUCCGUUCGAUCCCGGAUCGUUGUGUGUACAAACUGAUGGGAAGUGCAGAUUUUGAAAUAUUGGCGGGUUUCCAGGAGCGAAGCCGUGCAGAUGUGCCGUUUUUGGACUCCGUGACAAUAAAUGUCGGAGGUGUACCAACCUAUCUUGGACAAGGUGGCGUAGUUAAGGUUGGUGACCAAACACUGACGCUCAACGCCACGGCUCAGCUGAUUAACGAUGUGGCGUUCUCCAAGGACCAGACCGGGGUCACUGUCCAGUUUAGUUUUGUCAGGGUUUCUUUUGACCAACACUGCAGUAAUCGCAGCUGCGAGGUCCUGUACAGCGACCCCCCCAACAACGCCACCAACUGCAACAUCAUAACUGAACACUGUGAUCUCCUGAUGAAGGCCCCCUUCACCGAUUGCCACGACCACGUUGACCCAGCUCCCUACGUCACCGCCUGCGUAGAGACUUCCUGCAGAUUCCCGACCGUGGAGGGCCUGGCUCUCACCUGCCAGUUCGUUGACGCUUACGCCAAGGUCUGUGCUCUGAAAACCAACAACACUCUGGUGGACUGGAGGUCGCCGACCCAAUGCAGUAAGACUGUCACUCACUAUCUACCUCAGGACUCCUGUUUGGAUCUGUACUGCAGUGAGAACGAGUUCUGCGGCGAGACCAACGGUGAAACCCAAUGCAUCUGUCGGGCUCUUUUUGCCGCCAAGUACAAUCCAACAAACUCUUUAGGCGACCCGACAGUCUGCACGGAUCACUCCGCCACUCUUACUCUGGCUGGAUGUCUGCUCAGCGCCAAACACAUCGACUACACCACCUUACACCUCUUAAACGAGAGCUGCAAAGGACACAUGGACGCCGAGACCCACAUGGUGACGUUCAGCUUUGACAGGAUCAACAGCUGCGGGACCGAGGUCACGAAGACCAACAGCAGCCAGAUCAUCUACACCAACACCAUCACGAUGCAGAACAGCUCCGCCGACGUCAUCACCCGCCAAGACCAGGUCGCCAUCGACUUCUCCUGCUUGUACACACUGCCAGACAUCAAGAGUGUGUCCUUCAAGAUCAAAGACAGCUCCGUGGUACAAGAGAUAGAAUCAGGAACUUGGAACUACACCCUGAUGAUGAAAGCGUACACCGACGCCAGCUUCGUGCACCCCGUCGGGCCGGACACCGAGUUUGUGCUGGACCAGAGGGUCUGGGUGGAGCUGGAGACGGACGGGCUGGACGACAACCUGGUCUCCAUAGUAACAGACUCCUGCUGGGCGACCAAUCAGCCGACACCUGAUGCAAGUCUGCAACACCACCUCAUCAUCAACGGGUGA